AGCACGUGAUUUAUGUGUUCCUGGUGUUGAAAAAAUACCAAUAGCUACGCCAGCAAUAUGUACCUUAACCCGUUAGUGGUAUAAAAGAAGUUAGUAGUGAUAUUUUGAAGAUCAGUGUUUGAAAAAUCAAUAAAUAAUCGUUGCAUAACGUCGGAGCAGCUAUGCAGUGAGAAGAGAAACCAAAAGAACCAUCAGAGGAGGGCAAAUCAGAAGAGGAGGCUGCGACCAAGAUCCAGGCGGUGUUCCGGGGUCACAAGACAAGGCAGUCCAUCAGCAUGAAGGCGGCCACCAAGUCCGGCCAGGAGCCCGAGCCGUCCAAAGCCGAGCUCGAGGCUGAGUUCAGAGCUGAUGAUAAAGAGCUCUGCAAUGCGGCGACUAAGAUACAGGCCUCGUUCCGGGGACACCAGGCCCGCAAGCAGGCGCCCCCGGCCGAGCCCCAGGUGGAGAAGACCCAGGAAGAACAGGACAAGGAGGACAUAGAGAAGAUCGACUUGGCAGAUCCGGAUCUGAACAAGGCUGCCACCAAGAUCCAAGCUUCAUUCCGAGGUCACAAAGUGCGCAAAGAUACCCCCAACUAAGUUGGCAAUGCGUUCUUCUCUUUGCAGGAAUGUACUUUUUAUGUACGAUCUUGAAUAGCUACAACAAAUAAAAAUUAUGUGUACAGUUAUUUUUCAUAUUUAUGUCAUUCAAAUUGUAGCUAUGCGGGAAAAGGAUUUUAUAGCAAAGUCAACAUCUUUAUUACGAGAAUUGACAAAUGUUGAUACAUCUAAUGAGAACUGUAAAUAAAUUGCAAAUCUCGCAGAGAACUAGGAUUUCAAUAUCAUAGCCUGUAAGAGUGACUUCAAUAUUAAAAAUGUUAAAAAGAAAUUUAACUUUCACUCAUUCAAUAAAAAUUAUAUAAUAUUUAAUUUAUAGUAUCCACUGCCAUUUUAUUCAAGACAUACAUAAAGAGAUACAAACGCAGCGUUCAUUAGUAAAGUUAAAUUAGUAAUCAUUCGAGGUAUGUCAAUUAUUUAGUAUUGCAUAUAUCAGACAUAGGCAAAAUGCUGGGCGCAAAUUCCGAGAUUGAGUUAUGCAAUACUGUUCAUAAUCAUCUUUUUAUCGCAAGUAAUAACUGUCAAUAUAACAGACGACAGACGAUUAUGAUUUUUUGACGGGUGACUAAAAUGUAUUUCUGACAUUUGCAUGCAUUAAAUAAAUUGACGUGACAAAUGAUUACUGAAAUGUAGAGAAGACGAGAAUUAAUAUUAAUAACACUUAAUUAUAUUAAUAAAACUAUAUAUAUGUAGGUAAACUAUAUAUUAUUAUUAUUAUCUGUCCCAUUUUUUCUAUAACAAAAUUUUGGUCAAUAUACUUCAUGAAAAAAAUAUUGU
Messenger RNA from Pararge aegeria (speckled wood butterfly), 1373 nucleotides. RefSeq names its product sperm surface protein Sp17 (gene igl). Lineage: Eukaryota; Metazoa; Arthropoda; Insecta; Lepidoptera; Nymphalidae. The coding region runs from base 276 to 578 and encodes 100 amino acids. The record is from RefSeq and is a predicted model, not a curated record. The transcript is spliced from 4 exons. Gene Ontology annotation, molecular function: calmodulin binding.